Molecule: messenger RNA, 3505 nt
Organism: Salvelinus namaycush (lake trout)
Lineage: Eukaryota; Metazoa; Chordata; Actinopteri; Salmoniformes; Salmonidae
Product: ubiquitin-conjugating enzyme E2 H
Exons: 7
Coding region: 199-750 (183 amino acids)
Biological process (GO): protein polyubiquitination; ubiquitin-dependent protein catabolic process
Cellular component (GO): nucleus
Molecular function (GO): ubiquitin conjugating enzyme activity
Source: RefSeq, a predicted model, not a curated record
GAUAGCAGAAGCUUCAGGACAGUUAGAGCUAGGCAGCGAGAGAGAAGGGCUAUACGUUGCUUGUGAUAGAGUAGGGGACGUGGAAAGAUUUCGUUAUACGCAUUUGCGACGAAAGCAAAUGUAAACUUUGGGAUAAUACAGCUAGACGUUUGAGCUGCCAUCACUUUACGACUUGGUGUUCUACAGUGGAAUAUAAAAAUGUCGUCUCCAAGUCCGGGUAAAAGGCGAAUGGAUACUGACGUGGUGAAACUCAUCGAGAGCAAGCACGAAGUCACGAUCCUCAGCGGACUCAAUGAAUUUGUAGUGAAGUUUUAUGGACAACAAGGAACAGCGUACGAGGGGGGCGUAUGGAAGGUGCGCGUAGAUCUACCGGACAAAUACCCUUUCAAAUCCCCAUCAAUAGGAUUCAUGAAUAAAAUCUUCCAUCCCAACAUCGAUGAAGCGUCAGGAACAGUGUGUUUAGAUGUCAUCAACCAGACGUGGACAGCCCUUUACGAUCUCACCAAUAUCUUUGAGUCGUUCCUGCCUCAGCUGCUGGCAUACCCCAACCCCAUCGACCCGCUGAACGGAGACGCGGCCGCCAUGUACCUCCACCGACCAGAGGAGUACAAACAGAAAAUCAAAGAGUACAUCCAGAAAUAUGCAACAGAGGAGGCUCUCAAGGAGCAGGAGGAGGGCCAGGGCGAUUCCUCAUCGGAAAGCUCCAUGUCGGAUUUCUCUGAAGACGAAGCCCAGGAUAUGGAGUUGUAGUGAUGGGAGACAACUCCCCUUUAAAACCACAGACUGUAUGAUUUCCUAACCAUGAGAAAGCAGACAUCAUAUUCAUAUAAAUUGAUUUUUUUAUUAUUAUUAUAAUUAUAAUUAUUAUUAUUGCUAAAACAAGGAUUUUUGUGGAUAUCAAGCCUCGGCGUAUAUCACACACCACCCGCUUUGUGUUUUUGCCAUGUCCCAGUCGCUUUCUCCUCCUUCAAUCCCUGUAAAGGUGCGUUGGACUUAGCGGUAGCAGUCCCCACAUUCCACCGGUAGUUGGAAUGUCCCCUUUGACCCGAUGACCUUCGGCCUUACCCUCACUGCACCAUCGACCGGACAAAAUGGAGACUAGCUCUAUGGGCUGGGCUGAGUGGGAGGUGGGCACCGGGGGAUUUCCCUUCUCUUUAUCUCAUGAAUGUGUUGAAGAAGAGGAACUAGAGAGUUAGGUCAUAUUCAUGGUCAUGGCAAUUAUGGUCCAGGUCUUCAGCCGAAUUCGUACCUGUCUGGAUCUGAUUUUUGUUUGAAUGGUAAAGUUGGAUUUGAAUUGGAUACAUCACCCUGCCGGCGUUGGCUGUCGACUUGUCCUGCUAGACAGGUGAUUGGGUAUUUUAAAGUAACAUGAAAGAGGGGAAUUGCAGCUUCAAUAUCUAUUUUCUUUCACCAAUGUUGUUUUCCUAGUGUUCAUUUGUCAUUUGUGCUUUUCAUUUGGCUGGGGUUAGGAGCUGCCUAUGGUGUGUGUGUGCAGCACCUAGCUUGUACAGUGAUACUUCACCUUUCUCAUUAGAGCCUUAUGAACCCAGCCAGCGCGUCAAUCAAAGCGCUUACAUCUCUCUGAGCCUGUCCGAGCUGGUGUGGCUGUCAGACUACCUGUACCCCUUUAGAAAAGUACAUCACUUCCUGGAACGCCAUAGGUAUUAUGUAUCCACUGAAGUUUUAGGGGUGAAUAAUGCCCAGAAUGAGGGAUUGAACGCUGAUGUGUUGGAAAGUGAGGUAGAAGUGGCCGACCUUACCUCACCGGCCACAGCACAGACGCCCAACAAAUUCUCCUCUGCUCUGUUUUUGUAAAAAAGUUAAAGGAGCGUAGAAAAAAUCGCAAGAAGCAUUUUUGUAACAAAAAAGAAAAGCACAAGGUUUUAUUUCCUACAAACUCCUCCCUCCUAGAUGAUUUGGACCUUGUUGAUUUGUUUAUUUUGGUGGCAAAGACAGGAUUUUUUUUGGGGGGGGGGGACAUCAUUCUGUACAGUUUGGGCAUGAUCCAGAAGUGACGUUGUGUUGGUCUGUAUUGCGCUAGGCUAGUGUAGGGCUCAACUAAAGUAGUACUGCUUGUGUGGCUACGGUCUGAAGUAUUGAGUUGCGUUGUGUACAAGGCUCAGUGAUUUACCUGGGUUACCCUUCACUCUUAGAUGGGGGGAAAUGCAGGGGGGAUAUCUGCAGGUCUUUUUUUUGCUAACAUUGUUGAAAUGACCAACUUAGCCUAUUGCUCGCGCUAAACUAUGAUAUGUGUUUUUGACUUGAUGUAGCGAUAGUUAGUUUACUGGGCGGUGUCUUCAACUAAAGACAUAUAUGGGUAUAUUACAGAGUUAGCUUGUUUCAGGCAAUUGUCUGAUAAGUAAAACAACAAUAGCUGAUUUUAAGUUUGAAGGUAAUGUCCAUUGUAGGGUUUACAUCAGAUAUUCCAUGGAUCUAUACCUGCUGGUCCCCUUCAGAGAUGUACAGAUCAACGUGAGAGUGAUUUCAGACAAUGGCAAUGAAUUGACUGGUGGAGAAACUAGACUGAAUGUAUGAUAGUCUGUGCAAAACAAAAGCAUUGGGCCCGAUGAAAGUAUCAGACACUGCGCAGUGUGAUCAAGGCCACAUUGGGAUAGAGCUUGGAUGGGAGACCACGGUUUUCUUUGUUUUUAAUUUCAGUGUUCCCUAAAAGUUUGACUGUUCAAGGCUCCUGGAUUAAGAUGGUCAAAUAUGGAUUGGGUUCCAAUCCAUUGCCUGGUAUAAGACAGGAAAGUGGGUUUGGGGUUCCCAUGUUUCCUCACAGGCCAAAUGGAGCCUGCAAAAACAGAAUGAUGUCACAAGGAUACGCAGCAGAGUACCUUGCAAUUGGCUUCUGCCGUUUCGUGAGCUGCCUAUAUUUAUUCACUCUAUAUUGAAACCUUCGCUUUUCUUUCUCGUUUUUAAUCAAAUCAUUUACGGGCACCGCUGUUAAAACAAAGGUGUAUGUACUUAGGCUUCAGCCAAAUUGUGUCAUGCUGAAGAGAAUUAGAACUUGAAUUUUCUUUCUUUUUUAAGUAUUCAGUUUGGAUUUAAUGUUUUUUUUUCUUAUUUUUUUCACAUUUAUGCAGUAUUGUACUAAAGUGAAAAAGAAAGAAAAAUAAAUCCCAUCAGAAUAAGUGGAGAAAGGCAAUGGAGGCCAUUUUGUGUUUUGGACACUUGCAUAGAGGAGCAAAUGUGAUAUUUCGGUAUUUUUAAAGAGAGUGCUCUUGUGUUGUCCUUGUUAUAACUAUGGUUUUGGUUUUCAAGCAGAAGUGUCGAUGUUCCCACAAACGGGGCGAUCCAAAGACGACAUGUACUCAGCUGUGGUCUGUUGCCAUGGUAAAUAUUUUGUUUUCCUUCACUCCUUUUUAUUCCCCCCAAACUAAUUCAAUGAUGAGAGGACUAUUUAUAACCUUUGUUUUUCUGUUUGUUUUUAAUUCCCAAGUCGAAGACUCAAUGACUCCUACAAUCCAAAAAUCUCCAAUAAACAUGUGUGCUUCUAUUGCAA